Westerdykella ornata is the source of this 1421-nucleotide messenger RNA. RefSeq lists its product as uncharacterized. The transcript has 2 exons. The coding region runs from base 30 to 1220 and encodes 396 amino acids. Gene Ontology annotation, molecular function: DNA-binding transcription factor activity, RNA polymerase II-specific; zinc ion binding. Lineage: Eukaryota; Fungi; Ascomycota; Dothideomycetes; Pleosporales; Sporormiaceae. The record is from RefSeq and is a predicted model, not a curated record. Gene Ontology annotation, biological process: regulation of DNA-templated transcription.
GUCUUCCCCACUUGCUACGGCGUCUCACAAUGCUCCCAACACCCAUCAGUCCGUCGAGUUUGCCACGGAGUGGUAGUUCUCGACCGAUCAAGCUCCGAACAGCAUGUAACCAGUGCUGUGCGGCAAAAGUCAAAUGCAGCGGCGAAAGAACGGGAUGCGAGAGAUGCCGGAACGGACGUUUACAAUGCAUCUACCUGGAGUCACGCGUUGGCCGGGUCCCAGGCAUCCGGGCAAAGAAACGGCGUCUGCCAGAGGAAGGAAAUGGGGCUGACCAACGAGCGCAAUAUAUUGCACAGCCUGCUCCGGAAUUGGCGUCGAGACCCGUUCCUUCCAUCACCUCCAAUGAAAGCACAUAUCGCGACGAUGAGAGCGAAAGCAUGGGACGGUGGACCACCGGGUCGAGCCUUGGUACCGGAGAGAGCCACCAGACGGACUUCCUGGAGGAGUCGCCGAUGAGAAACGGGCCGGCGGACAUGGGACGCCAGGUCUCCAACUCAACAAGUGACAUUAUGACCUCCAUGACCGACGACUUCAUGCUUCCUGCAAUCGACUUUAACUUAGACCACCUCUUGCAGCCUUUUCCGCCUUCGCCUCCAUUGUCGCAACCGGCCCCCGAUCGCGACAGACAGCAGAAUCCCCGAGUGCAAUCGCAAUCGGCUCGACCUAGCAAGAAUCCGUCUGACAGUCAGUUUGUCAUCGAUUGCACCCAGAUCAUCAGUGAUUUGGAGAACUACAUCGUCGCUGAUCUUAAGUCAUUCAAAAUCGUGCUAGGACUGAUCAAGCGAGCAUUGGAAAAGCUCACGCAGCUCAGCGAUAUCCAGAAAGGCUCUCGGAACAUGCGUUGCAUUAUUCUCCUAACCGCAAUCAUGUACCAGAUCGUGGAGCUUCUGGAGGUCUGCCAGACAAUGGUAUCUGAAGAGACGGACCGACACUGCGUGUCAAGCUUCAGUAUUCGGCCGUCCGGUCUACUGCUUCCUGGACUCGGACUUGGAGACUUCGGGAUUGAUGCUGAGGAGCAGAAGGCGUGGAGAUCGCAAAUGGUGCUAAAGGAGGUACGCCAAGCUAGUGAAGUGCUCAGGAGUAUGAAGACGUUGGCUGGAAUGGGAUCGAAGCCUACCUCUCAGUCUGGAACGCCGCAAGGCAGGUCAAGGGAGCAGUGUUUCGUGGAUUUGGAGUUACGAUUGACCGAGCUUGCUGGCCGCAUUGCAAGGCGUGGUUGAGCUGGAGACGGUGAAGGACAAGCAGUAGCAAACAAUCGACACGAUUAAUCUGUCAAGAAGGGUGACAACGAACAAAAUCGAGACGAAAAACCGUCUCGCUACUUUAUACCCAUGUUUAUAGCAUACCUGAGUGGUCCCCCGAUCUUGUGUUCUUAAGCAGAUAAUUUGACAGUGGCGGCAAGCUUGGCCAACAUUACAUAA